AUGCCAAGGGCAACAAAAGUGUUUCUCAUCCUGUACACAACAGUUCUUCUUAUCACCGUUUAUUGGUUUUCACCCUUCUAUCUUCUAAAUUUUGAUCAAGUUGAGGAAUCUCGUGAUGGGGUAGUGCUAAGCGAGAAAAACUUUAGCCAUGUUGUUGCCAAGAAUCGGCAUGUUAUGGUGGACUUUUAUGCACCAUGGAGCUACUAUAGUCAGCAAUUGGCUCCAGAAUAUGCACUGGCUGCAAGGGAGCUGAAGGGCAAGGUGGUGCUGGCAAAAGUUAAUGCUUAUGAGGAAAAAGUGUUGAAAAUAAAAUAUAGAGCUCAGGGACAUCCGAAUAUAUUUUUCUUUGUUGGUGGAGUGAAGGUAGAUAGUUAUACCAAUGCAAGGAAGAGGGAUGCUAUUGUGAAGUGGACAAAGACUAAGAUUUCUCAAGGUGUCUACACUAUAAAAUCAAUAGAGCAAGCAGAACAACUACUGAUGGCUCAAUUUACAGUAGUUUUGGCUUUCAUGGACUCUUUAAAGGGCCCUGACUCCGAGGAAGUUGCUGCUGCCUCAAAACUGCAUACAGAUGUCAUUUUCUAUCAAGCAAUCAGUGCUGAUGUUGCAAAGGCAUUUCAGUUUGAGCAAGAAAUUGAAAGCCCUGCUCUAAUUUUGCGGGAAAAGGAGUCUCAACACCUUAGCCACUUUAGUGGUCCAUUCAUCAAAUAUGCCAUAGCCGACUUUGUAUCUGUGAAUAAGCUUCCUCCAGAGAGCGUCAUUGGCAGAGAAAUUUUCCGGAAGACAGAUUUAAAGCUAGUCUGA
Mangifera indica (mango) is the source of this 801-nucleotide messenger RNA. RefSeq names its product protein disulfide isomerase-like 1-4. Gene Ontology annotation, cellular component: endoplasmic reticulum. NCBI's taxonomy places the organism in Eukaryota, Viridiplantae, Streptophyta, Magnoliopsida, Sapindales, Anacardiaceae. Gene Ontology annotation, molecular function: protein disulfide isomerase activity. The transcript has 5 exons. The coding region runs from base 1 to 801 and encodes 266 amino acids. The record is from RefSeq and is a predicted model, not a curated record. Gene Ontology annotation, biological process: response to endoplasmic reticulum stress; protein folding.